AAUGAUAGAAAAGAGCUUCAACAAUUUGUUCAAAUUCAUAAAUAACAUUUUGCUUUCAUGUCCUCCAUUAUUUUAUUUCACCCGAUUGGUAUAUGGAUUAGUUAUGGCCGCUUUGCUUAUUGUUCCAAUUUCAGUUUUCAUUUCGGGAUUUAAGCAGACGUUCUUUGGACUGAACCCAAAAAGGUCUCGACCGAAGACGAAGUACGACUUGGAUUCGAACUCGGGAAUUGAGGAGUCGGGAUUCGUGACUUCGGACGGAGUUGAUAUACACUUUGUUUCAAAGGGAAACCCGAACGGCGAAGUCAUUUUGUUCCUUCACGGGUUCCCAGAAUGCUGGUAUUCCUGGAAACACCAAAUCGAUUUCUUCUCCGAUAAAGGUUACCGAGUUGUUGCUAUGAGUCUUCGUGGAUACGCUGAGAGCGGAAAACCAAAAGGAGUCGAAAGUUACGAGCAAACCAAACUAGCAAACGAUGUCAAAGAGCUAAUCGAGUAUUUGAGAUGCGGGAAAGUGAUUCUUGUCGGCCAUGAUUGGGGUGGUGUUAUAUCGUGGACAUUUUCUGCUAUGCAUUCUGAAUUUAUAACAAAACUGAUCAUUCUAAAUGCGCCGAUUUCGAAAAUUUACCUGAAGUUACAGAAAGAAAAUAUCAAACAGUUUCUAGGAUCUUUUUAUAUAUACUUCUUCCGUGUGCCUUAUUUACCAGAAUUAGCUUUGAAGUUGGGCGAUUAUGCGUUUCUCGAAAUGUGUUGUUUCGAACUAUUGCAAAAGGGAAAAAUCACCCGAAAUGCAGUUGAUUUGGUGAAAUAUUAUGCCGCUCAGGACAAUGCUUUGACUGCUAUGAUUAAUUAUUACCGAGCAAUGGUUUCAAAAGGAAAUCUACAAUUGCUGAAAAAACUUCCUAAAAUUACGGUUCCAACUUUAGUGAUUUGGGGCGAAAAAGACGCGGCGUUGGUUGUUGAGAACUUGAAAGGUAUGAACACCUUUGUAGAUGACCUUCAGGUGUCUAGACUACCUGGGGUGAGUCAUUGGGUUCAACAGGAGGACCCAGAAACUGUCAAUCAAGAGAUAAUCGGCUUCAUAUCAUAACAAACUUGAACUUGAACACCCUGAUAAAAUCAUAAACUUCAAAAUCUUUCCACUUUCCUAGGGUAUA
Messenger RNA from Symsagittifera roscoffensis, 1151 nucleotides. RefSeq names its product AB hydrolase superfamily protein YfhM-like. Gene Ontology annotation, molecular function: hydrolase activity. The coding region runs from base 2 to 1084 and encodes 360 amino acids. The transcript has a single exon. The record is from RefSeq and is a predicted model, not a curated record. Lineage: Eukaryota; Metazoa; Xenacoelomorpha; Acoela; Convolutidae.